AGCUUCACACAGAAAUCGGAAAGUUCACGCCCCCAUGGACUCCCCAGUUGUAACGCAGCUGUUUCGGCAGCUCUUCAGGCACAGAGCCUGCGAAGCUGUGCGCCGGCAUUCGACUCUACCAUUGAGGCUGGGGCACCACGCCCGCGGCGGCCAGGGGAAAACAUGGACAGCGGGAAGGAGAGCAGUGUCAAGCAGCGAGGGCUCAAAUAGCGAGAGCAACUGGCAGCAGAGGACUGAUCUGUUGCCUCAGAACAUGUCACACGAGUUCAGCAAGUAUCCUAUGGUUACGUCGGAGCAAUUGAAGACCAGGAGGGAGCGGCCGACGCGGGUGAAGAUGCUCACGCGAGACUUCAUAGAAGACAGUCUAUAUAAUCCAUCCUAUGGCUACUUCUCGAAACAGGUUGUCAUCUUCACCCCCGAUGAGCCCUUCGAUUUCCUCAAUAUCCAAGACGAGCCGGAGUUCCAUCGCUUGCUGGGCCAAAAAUACACCGAUUUUGAGGAUAAGCUAGAUCGUGUCCAGUACAAUGAGACGCGGCAGCUGUGGCAUACACCGACCGAACUGUUUGCCCCAUACUACGGAGAAGCCAUUGCGCGGUACUUGGUUGCAAACUACAAGAUCUCUCAGUUCCCCUACCACGACCUAAUCAUCUACGAGAUGGGCGCUGGUAACGGAACACUCAUGCUCAAUAUCCUCGACCAUAUCCGCGAAACCGAGCCAGACGUAUACAACCGCACGAAAUACAAGAUUAUUGAGAUUUCGUCCAACCUUGCGUCGCUGCAGGCAAAGCAGUUGGUCAAAACUGCGGAUUCGAGGGGUCACCACUCCAAGGUGGAGAUUAUCAACAAGUCGAUCUUUGAGUGGAACCAGACGGUCCCUUCGCCAUGCUAUUUCGUCGCUAUGGAAGUAUUCGAUAACUUUGCACACGAUGCUAUUCGCUACGACCCAGUGACCGAGGACCCGAUGCAGGGGACUGUGCUCAUUGACGGCCAAGGAGACUUCCAUGAGUUUUACUCGCCGUCAAUAGAUCCAGUCGCCGCGCGCUUCCUUCGCGUAAGGCAUGCUGCCACUGGGGGACGCUAUCCGCAUCCUUUAUCAUCGAGCCGUUUCAUCCGUGGGUUGAAGACGAAGCUCCCCUUCAUGCCUAACCUGUCGGAUCCAGAAUAUAUCCCGACAAGAUUGAUGCAGAUGUUCGAUAUCCUAGCCAAGUAUUUCCCCCAGCACAAGCUGGUGACGAGCGAUUUCCACUCCCUGCCGGACACAAUCAAGGGGGUUAAUGCUCCGGUCGUGCAAACGAGAUAUCAAAGGACGACUGUGCCUGUUACAACACCCCUCGUUCACCAAGGCUACUUCGAUAUCCUCUUCCCCACAGACUUCACAGUCAUGGAAAACGUGUACCAAGCACUGACCGGCAAGCUCACCCGCGUCCUCUCGCACGAGGAGUUCCUACAGAGAUGGGCGGAUGUGGAAGGGACGGAAACGAAGAGCGGCGAGAACCCGUUGUUGACUUGGUAUAAGAAUGCUAGUGUCAUGACUACUGUGUAAGAUGUAUUAUUUAUGUAUAUAUAGGGGGUCAGUUGGAAUAGUAUGAUGAUACCCAUGGC
Messenger RNA from Pseudogymnoascus verrucosus, 1602 nucleotides. RefSeq lists its product as uncharacterized. The record is from RefSeq and is a predicted model, not a curated record. The transcript is spliced from 3 exons. Bases 35 to 1543 code for a protein of 502 amino acids. Gene Ontology annotation, molecular function: protein-arginine omega-N symmetric methyltransferase activity. NCBI's taxonomy places the organism in Eukaryota, Fungi, Ascomycota, Leotiomycetes, Thelebolales, Thelebolaceae. Gene Ontology annotation, cellular component: mitochondrion.